CCAAAAUCAGGCUGGAAAUUGUCUUCAAUGGAGCUGUGACUCUACUAGGCCCAUAGUCCUCUAUUAAACGUCCAAAACAAAAACCCAAGCCUGAACUGCAUAGUCAGCACUCAGGAGCGAGAUGGAAUCGUCGGGUGGAGGGAAGAGAGAGGAGGAGGAUGUCGGAAGCUACAACAGCAACAACGUGAAGAAAGCAAGGUUGCAUUCAACGCUGACAGCUCUAUUGGACGAUCCUAUACUUGCUGAUGUCCCCAAGGAACCAACCUUAUCGGAUGUUGACACUCUCAUCAACUUAGAAUUGGGCAGCGCCAUGCGGAUCUCUGUUAUCAAAUUGGAUUCUACAUCCUUCGAUGUUGCGGUGUUGAAUUCGGCUACGGUAAAGGAUUUGAAACUGGCAAUCAAGAAAAAGAUAAACGAUAUGGAGCAAUCGAAAAUGGGGCAUCGCCACAUUUCAUGGAAGCACGUUUGGGCAAAUUUUUGCCUUUCAUACUAUAAUGAUAAGUUGAUUAAUGAUGGUUCUGCCCUUCAAGAUUUUGGCAUACACAAUAAUUCUCAGGUUCUAGCUCUAUUCUUUCUGGGUUUUGUGAAGUUCAUUCUGGAUUGUAUAGGGUCAUCAACCUGUCUACAAUUUUCUGAUUUUGAAGCCCUUUUAUUUUUGUUAGAAGGCAUGACACAAUUUGAACAAGGGCUUUUUUAGAUAUGUUGAAUGGGUAUAUUUCCCUUGACAGUGUCCUAGAUGCCAUGGAAAGAGCUUGGUUGUCCUAAAAGAAUUGUAUGAUUGUUUUCUUGAUUUACUUAUAAUUUUGAAGGUUGGAAUUCAUAAUUGUGGAUGAGACGAUUAUGGAAAAUGACAAUGAUGGUAAGUAAAAAUGUUGAAAAAAUGUCAUUUCAAGAAAACCUUAAAUUGGUUUUGUACCAUCAGUUGUUUUGGUUCAUGGCCGUAUUUUGGAUGUAAUUUUUACCCUAAGAUUCUAUGUAAAACACACUGGAACCAUUCGGCUUCCAUGGGACAUCCAAGUGGCCAUAUGUCUAUGUAUAUGAUUAGAAAAUGAAACAAGUUUCAUGAUAUGUCAUCUUUAUACUUUGAAAACGUGAAAAAUCAAAGAGAAUCACUUUCUUUAUCAUCUUCGAAGAUAUCAUUCCUUUAUAUUUGUCUAACUAAAUGGAGAUAUGUCAUGUACUUAUGCAGGUGCAUUUUGUCCCCUUCAUCAUGUCAAAGGGUUCUCAGAGGCAUUCUAGGAGGAGAAAACAUCGAUUCUUUCAUGGUCUUAACAAACGUAUAUGAACAAUCAAUCAAUGCUUCACGGCAUGCUGUUGUUAAGUUCCUGAGUCUAUGGCAUGUUUGGAGGUCUGAUGGAAAGGAAAUGAUUGCCCUCAAUGCUUUUUAAGGCAAAAACCCAUCCCUUGUGAAACUCUGGACUUGGUCCUUGGUCAUCUGAAAGUAGAUUCAUGUCUUAUGCAUUGUAACUCACAUAUCCUACUAGAGAACAAAUAUUUAUAUGGGUUGCUUGACUGCCCCCUCAGUUCAUAACAUUUGAAAUGAGUACAUCCAUUGCAUUCUACCAUCCAAUGAAAUACCUUAAAGUUUUCCACCUAA
Messenger RNA from Vitis vinifera (wine grape), 1597 nucleotides. Its product is annotated as U11/U12 small nuclear ribonucleoprotein 25 kDa protein. Bases 122 to 697 code for a protein of 191 amino acids. Gene Ontology annotation, biological process: mRNA splicing, via spliceosome. The transcript is spliced from 3 exons. The record is from RefSeq and is a predicted model, not a curated record. Lineage: Eukaryota; Viridiplantae; Streptophyta; Magnoliopsida; Vitales; Vitaceae. Gene Ontology annotation, cellular component: U12-type spliceosomal complex.